AUGCAAAUUGUACUCGUCCUCUUAGCAAUUUAUGGGACGACAACAAAUGCUCUGCGAGUUGAUCAAUUCGUGGAGCGACCGAUUGGUAUGCAAAAUGGUGAUGUACUCGAUGCACAAAUAACCGCGAGCAGUAGUUUCGACAAACAAAGUGUGGGACCUCAAAAUGCUCGAUUACACAGUGAACUGGCGUCAGGGGCGUGGUGCCCGAAACCCCAGAUCAACUCCAAGAGCUACGAAUUUUUGCAGGGUUACCGUAAAAAUGUAGUAAUUACAGAAACUCAUAAAUUUCAGGUCACUCUUAACGACACCUUUUUGAUCACUUCUGUUGAAACUCAAGGAAGAUACGGAAACGGGACCGGAAGGGAGUUUGCAAGCCAUUACAUGAUUGACUACAUGCGACCCGGUAGUCAGUGGAUUCGAUACCUAAAUAGAUCUGGUCAUGUGUACAUGGAUGGCAACUUUGACACCACCACCCCUGUCAUUCGAGCCUUGGACCCUCCAAUAGUCGCUUCACGAAUUCGAAUCGUUCCAUCAUCAAAGAACACAAGAACUGUUUGUAUGAGAGCAGAAAUUCAUGGAUGGAAACAUGAAGGUGUCAUCUAUUACUCAACAGUGCCAGAUGGUUCUCGUCUCGACACUCUAGACUUCAAAGACAAUAUGUUUGAGAAUAGUCAAAUGUACACUGAAUCGGGCAUCACAAGGGGUCUCGGACUGCUGACGGAUGGUUAUGUGGCGCAGACGUCACCGUUUGAGAAGAAUCAAAUGAAUAAUAGUUGGAUCGGCUGGAAUAGGGAUACUACUGAUGGACGUGUAACUAUACUGUUUGAGUUCGAAGAGAUUCACAACUUCACCGAUGUAGUUCUUGCGACAUUUGGGAAUCGAAUCGAUGGAAUUGACGUCAUAUUCAGCCAAGAUGGAAAGACGUUCCCACUAUUUUCUCAAAUCAGUUCAAGUGAAAGACAGACGUUGAAUAACACCAGUAGACGAUAUGAUUUCCGAGUGCCUCUUCACAAUCGGGCUGGGCGUAAGGUUCGAAUUUCCAUAAAGUUCUCAUCAGAUUGGAUGUUUCUGACAGAAGUUCAUUUCACAUCAGGUAUUUUUAAACACACAGUUUCUCAAAAAAAUAUCAAUUAUUUAGCUGCUAACCUUACACUCAUGACUGAAAAGGUCCCGACUCCUGAAUCAGCAACAACGCAAAAGUUGUCAGUAAUCGGUGGCAUAAUCUUUUUACUGAUCUUCGUUGGUAGCAUCUAUUGCAUCUCGGUUUGUCUGAAACGACGGCAAAAGAACAAGAGCGUAGAUUCAAAUGUCAAGAAGGACCUGAUAAUUACCCAUAUGGGAAACAAACCAUCGUGCCACGUGUUCCCAUCAAAUGGAAAGUUGUCAAAUGGCCAUUACGAGGUUGCCAAUGACAUUUUGUAUACGAGAUCUCAGAAAUCUACACUGUUGAGCGUUUCCUCAAAAUCCAGCUCAUCUUGCCGGGUGAUACCUCCGACGUGGAAUGAUUUUAAUUUUCCACCCCCGCCAGAGCCGAACAAAGAAGAACACACAUAUUCCCAACCAGUGUCUCCUGAAAAUAGCAGCAAUGGGUCUUAUAAAAGUGUCAAAAAAGUUCCUGCCCUGUUAGUUCGCGCAUUCUGUAUUAUUUCAAAACAUAAAAAUUCCAGAAAGAAAUAUCCAACUAGCGCGCUGCUCAUUGGGAAAGCAAUUGGCGAGGGAAAGUUCACAAUGAUCAAGGAGUGUAUCAUUUUUGGAGGAUUGAAAUGUGCUCACAAAUCGUCGAAGGAAGAAGAUUGCGUGCAUGGGACACGAGCGAUGGGCGAUGAGAUAUCAUGCCUAUUGAAAUGCGGAAGGCAUCCACGGAUUGUCGAACUCUACGGAGUCGAUGAGUCAUACAAUUUGCUAUUGGAGCCUGUGGAGUAUGGUUGCAUUCGGAACUUCUGGCUAGCAUCGGAAACAUCUUUGGACACCGAGUUCCUUGCAAGAAUCUGUAAAGAUGUCUUCUCUGCAAUGACCUACUUGGAGAGCAUACGAAUAGUUCACGGCCACUUUACACCCAACAACAUCCUUCUGGAUGGCGAAUUCCAUGCGAAAAUUUGCUCACCACGCGGACCAUCCCACCAUGCUCAAUUACGAUAUUCUGCUCCAGAAUCAAUUGUAAACAACGAAUUCACACACAAAUCAGACGCUUGGGCAGUGUCGACAACGGUUUAUGAGAUGGCUUAUCAAUGCAGGCAGCGACCAUACGAGGAACUAACCAAUGAGCAGAUCGUUGAUAAUGCUCGUGCUCUUUUGGAUCAUCAACCACAUGCGGUGAGAGGAAAAUUUGAACUUUCACAUGUUCCAUUGAUUCCAACAGUGUUCCCCUAUGAGAUUAUGCAACUUUUAACGCGAAGCUUCCGGAUAGAGCAGACCGAUCGACCGACGUUCGAGAGAUUCUGGAAGGCCUUCUCUGAAAUCAAUUGA
Molecule: messenger RNA, 2466 nt
Organism: Caenorhabditis briggsae
Lineage: Eukaryota; Metazoa; Nematoda; Chromadorea; Rhabditida; Rhabditidae
Gene: Cbr-ddr-1
Product: Protein CBR-DDR-1
Exons: 12
Coding region: 1-2466 (821 amino acids)
Biological process (GO): cell surface receptor protein tyrosine kinase signaling pathway; innate immune response; cell differentiation
Cellular component (GO): extrinsic component of cytoplasmic side of plasma membrane
Molecular function (GO): non-membrane spanning protein tyrosine kinase activity; signaling receptor binding; ATP binding
Source: RefSeq, a predicted model, not a curated record